This is a messenger RNA of Topomyia yanbarensis, 3749 nucleotides long. RefSeq names its product moesin/ezrin/radixin homolog 1 (gene Moe). Bases 119 to 1681 code for a protein of 520 amino acids. Gene Ontology annotation, cellular component: apical part of cell; plasma membrane; cytoskeleton. The transcript has 6 exons. Gene Ontology annotation, biological process: positive regulation of protein localization to early endosome; regulation of cell shape; regulation of organelle assembly. The record is from RefSeq and is a predicted model, not a curated record. Gene Ontology annotation, molecular function: actin binding; cell adhesion molecule binding. NCBI's taxonomy places the organism in Eukaryota, Metazoa, Arthropoda, Insecta, Diptera, Culicidae.
UUCUCUAUUACUAUUUCAUGUGAUUCGUAAUUAAAACUGUAACAUUGAUACUAUUUAAAAUUUCCUCCUGCUGCUUACCCGUUCCAAUGGAUAUCCGUUUGGGAACCAGACAGGAUCAAUGCCAUUCUCUCGAUGGGUCAUGAGCCAGGACGUUCAGAAGGGUGACCCACUGCAGUUCAAGUUCCGUGCCAAAUUCUACCCGGAGGAUGUCGCCGAAGAGCUGAUUCAGGACAUCACCCUGCGAUUGUUCUAUCUGCAGGUCAAGAAUGCGAUCCUCUCGGAUGAGAUCUACUGUCCGCCGGAGACGUCGGUGCUGCUUGCCUCUUAUGCCGUCCAGGCCCGUCACGGUGACUACAUUAAGACGACACAUACGCCCGGUUUUCUGAUCAACGACCGAUUGCUGCCGCAGCGUGUCAUCGACCAGCAUAAGAUGUCCAAGGACGAGUGGGAAAACUCGAUCACCACAUGGUGGCAGGAGCAUCACGGAAUGCUCCGUGAGGAUGCCAUGAUGGAGUACCUCAAGAUAGCCCAGGAUCUGGAAAUGUACGGUGUCAACUAUUUCGAGAUUCGCAAUAAGAAGGGCACGGAAUUGUGGCUCGGCGUCGACGCUCUCGGACUCAACAUCUACGAGAAAGAUGACAGACUUACGCCGAAGAUCGGCUUCCCAUGGUCGGAGAUACGAAACAUUUCGUUCAACGAUCGAAAGUUUAUCAUUAAGCCAAUCGACAAGAAGGCACCGGACUUUGUCUUCUUCGCUCCUCGCGUCCGCAUCAACAAACGAAUCCUGGCCCUGUGCAUGGGUAACCACGAGCUGUACAUGCGUCGCCGCAAGCCAGAUACGAUCGACGUACAGCAGAUGAAAGCCCAGGCUCGAGAGGAGAAGAACGCCAAGCAGCAGGAGCGCGAGAAACUACAGCUAGCAUUGGCUGCCCGCGAACGUGCCGAAAAGAAACAGCAGGAGUACGAGGACCGAAUGCGAAUCAUGCAGGAAGAUAUGGAACGUUCGCAGGCCAAUCUAAUGGAAGCGCAGGAUAUGAUCCGUCGUCUGGAGGAGCAGCUCAAACAGUUGCAGGCCGCCAAGGACGAACUGGAAGCACGUCAGAACGAACUGCAGGUCAUGAUCCGGCGUCUGGAGGAAACGAAGAACAUGGAAGCGGCCGAGCGAGCCAAGCUCGAGGAGGAAAUCCGCUUCAAGCAGGAGGAGGUGCAAAAGAUCCAAGACGAGGUCUCGCUCAAGGAUUCCGAAACCAAGCGCCUGCAGGAGGAGGUUGAGGAGGCCAGACGGAAACAGGUAAAGCGUAAAACCGAAGCGGCCGACGCCUUACUGGCAGCUACCACAACACCCAAGCACCACCACGUGGAAGAGGAAGAGGACAACGAGGAGGAACUGACGAAUGGCGAGAAUGGCAACCAGGACUUCUCGAAGGACUUUGACACCGAUGAGCACAUAAAGGAUCCGGUCGAGGAAAGACGCACGCUAGCGGAACGUAACGAACGUUUGCACGAUCAGCUUAAGGCCCUCAAGCAAGACCUCGCCCUGUCCCGGGAUGACACGAUGGAGACGGCGAACGACAAGAUCCACCGCGAGAACGUGCGCCAGGGUCGCGACAAGUACAAGACGCUGCGCGAGAUCCGCAAAGGCAACACCAAGCGCCGCGUGGACCAGUUCGAGAAUAUGUAAUAAGGGGGGCGAGUUCUGUUGUUGCUGUUUUUUUCUUCUUCUUCUUGGGAAUGGGAAAAGGACGAUGCGUGGCGGAGGGCAUCUCGCUAUCGCUGCCACCGUGAGCUCGUGUGUGGUGGUCACGAGGAUUGACACUUGUAGGUUCUGAUGGUGGGUGAAGGUGGUGAUGAUGAAGAUGAUAAGAAAAAAAAAAGGAUGAUAAUUGUUAGCAGCGCAGCGCAGUAGUAGCAACGGUAAUUUCUAAUUAUAGUAAUAGCGUAGUAGAAGUUUAGUAGUACUAGGCAGUAACAGUAAAUCGUGGUGGUGCGUGUGUGUGUGGUGGAAAUCUAGAAUGAAGAUAGUCGAGAAUGAUAAUCACACACAAAAGCUUAAUCGCUCGGUCCUCGGUGUCCCGAGAUGGUAGUUAAAGUCCAACAACCACAUUCUUAAUUAGGUAAACACACACACGUACACACCCGAGCGAAUUCAUUUGAUUUGCCAAGAAGAGAAAAAUUUGCCGAAGGCAAAUAGUAUUGACUAUUUUGGUCGGUUGUGGAUUUUUACACCAAGAAAAGGCCAAUUGUUCCCGCAUUGAACUAUGAGACAGCUACAUAUACACACACAGAGAGAGUUAGAUUUGUAGGAUAAAAAAGUGGUGGUUUGUUGUCUCCCGUUUACUUACAUUCAUUCGAUAGCAUGUCUAUUUUAUCUGGUUGGAAACAAAUUUCCGUUCGCAGAAGUAUUCAAGCAGCAUUUUGCUUUAGUUUUUUUUGUUCUAAACCAAACUUUCUUCCAUUCCCUCCUGUAUUUUUAAUAAUAUAGAAUUUAUGAAAUGAAAAUGAAGAAUAUACACUAAAAGCUGAGAAAAAACUAAAAGUUGAACACUGUUAUUGCGAGUCGCGUAUUUUUUUGCCGCCCCUACCAUUGUUGUUUUCACUCAAACACACAUUUAACACCUGGCAGCAUCGGCUGUUUAGCUGAGCGAAUAAAAGAAAAACAAACCUUUCAGUCCGACUUUCGACGACGAGAAGCGGAUUUGAGUGUUUGCUCCUUGGUUAGCCGUGCUUAUUAGCUACUAUUAGUUUCGCGUAUUCAUUGAUUAUGUACUAAUUGAUAAAAUAAAUGAAGGAAAACAGAAUAAGGGGAUCAAACGUUAAUUUAAUAUAAUCAUCAUGAAAUAAAAGUAGCAAUCGCCGAAUGGAAGGGAACUAAUUGUUAUUAAGUUUAAUCGAGUAAUCGUAGGAAUUGAUACUAAGUUAAAAAAAAAACAAAAAAAAGCAUAUAUAAAAGAAUUAGCGGGGGAGCAGCAAAGUAAGCAGAAAAACAUAUGUUGAUAAUUUUAGCGUUUAGGGAAUUCAACCUACACUAAACUAUUAUUAUUAUUAUUAUUCUACUUUUGAUGAUCAUGUGAAGAAAAAGAGAAAGAAGCGUUGUUGCGAGAGGAUAAAAAAAACUUUGUUCAACAUAAAUAUCAGAACAUUAUUCGUUGGUCUUCCAGUUCGGAAAGAAGGUUGCACUUCUACGGAUACAAUCAAAUUCAACCAGGGUGGAAGAUUUUUGAAAUGAUGGUAACAACAACCAGAAAGCGCCACCAAGACCACGAAAAAGAAUAUAUUUUCUAUCUGCCAUUUUUUUAUGUUUUAUUAUUUUUUGUUUAAAUUAUUUUUAAUUAAUUUGUUUAAUUGAAAAAGAAUACACACAGACACAUGUGCAAGGAUACAAAUGUACACUGACACUUACACCGAGACACAUACACAAAUACACACGCAUGUUACGAGUACGGUCCAACAACAAGAGGAGGUGUAAUUGGAAAUUAUGAAGUACAUAUACAAUUAUAAAGGAUAAUAAAAAGAAGAGGGAAGGUCUGGGCUGAAUUUUCGUCCAAAGAUUUUCGACCCUUUUUACGUGCGUGUUCUUAUCGGAUUUGUUCUCUCCUAGUGCCAGUAGUUUAUUAUCCACAUAUUCAUCCGUAUUUUACUGAUUUUCCUCGGUUCUAUCUGGUUAUACCUCAUGUAUCAGUUUGUACCUCCUUUAUGUAGUAAAAUCUUUGAUGAAAAUUCAGGCCAUCCAUCUAAUGUAAUUAAAACAA